This is a messenger RNA of Fundulus heteroclitus (mummichog), 2531 nucleotides long. RefSeq names its product mesoderm induction early response 1b, transcriptional regulator (gene mier1b). Gene Ontology annotation, cellular component: nucleoplasm. Gene Ontology annotation, biological process: negative regulation of transcription by RNA polymerase II. NCBI's taxonomy places the organism in Eukaryota, Metazoa, Chordata, Actinopteri, Cyprinodontiformes, Fundulidae. Gene Ontology annotation, molecular function: histone deacetylase binding; transcription corepressor activity. The transcript is spliced from 13 exons. The record is from RefSeq and is a predicted model, not a curated record. The coding region runs from base 33 to 1607 and encodes 524 amino acids.
GGAGCUUCACAUCCGGGAACCAGUGGUGACCUAUGACGUCACCCUGCAGGAUCGCAAACAUGGCGGAGCCCUCCCUCGGGAAUUCGAGCCCAGGAGGCUCAGCAGGUUCCGAUGACCAUGAUUUUGAUCCUUCAGCUGACAUGCUUGUUCACGACUUUGACGAUGAACGUACCCUGGAGGAGGAGGAAAUGCUAGAGGCGACAGAUGAGACCAAUUCCAACGAGAUUGAAGACCUAGCACGGGAGGGGGAGAUGCCCAUAGAUGAGCUGCUGAGUCUCUAUGGUUAUGGGAGUAGAUCACCUGCAGAGGAAGAGGAGGAGGAAGAUGAAGAACCAGAGGAAGAGGACGAGGAGGAAGAGGAUGAAGAAGAGGACCUUGAUCAUGAUGAAAGCAGUAGAAGCACCGGGGAGCUGAAGAAAAACGAGGGUGAAGAUUUCAAGACUUCGUCGGAGCCAGGCAGCGACUCUCAGACCACCUCUGAUGGCCGCACACGCUCAGUCCGAUCACUUGGCACAGCAGAACUUAUUCGCCCUCAGAAACUCAAGUACUUUGAAAGUAAUCAUGAUGUAGAAGAGGAGUCAGAAGAAGACGAGGACUAUGUUCCCUCUGAAGACUGGAAGAAGGAGAUCAUGGUGGGCUCUAUGUAUCAGGCAGAGACUCCUGCUGGCUUGUGUAAAUAUAAAGAAAACGAGAAAGUCUAUGAAAAUGACGACCAGCUGUUGUGGAACCCCGACUGUGUCCCUGAGGGAAAGGUAGUGGAGUUCUUGACGGAGGCGUCGAGGCGAACCGGAGAGGAGAAAGGAGUGGAUGCGAUCCCAGAAGGCUCUCAUAUCAAAGACAAUGAGCAGGCUCUGUAUGAACUGGUGAAAUGUGACUUUGACACGGAGGAAGCUCUGAGGAGACUGAGGUUCAACGUGAAAGCAGCUCGAGAGGAGAUUUCUGUUUGGACUGAAGAGGAAUGUAGAAACUUUGAAACAGGACUACGAGCUUAUGGGAAAGACUUUCAUUUAAUACAGGCCAACAAGGUGAGAACUAGGUCUGUAGGAGAAUGUGUGGCCUUUUAUUACAUGUGGAAGAAGUCUGAGCGUUAUGAUUUCUUUGCACAGCAAACCAGACUUGGAAAAAGGAAAUACAACCUUCACCCCGGUGUCACGGACUACAUGGACAGAUUACUGGAUGAGACAGAGAGCGUGACAUCCAGCAGGGCAGCAUCGCCCCCGCCCACCACCUCCAGCAGCAGCGCCAGCCACUCUGAGAGGGAAGACAGCAGCAGUCAGAACGGUGUUGCAGCUCAUCCAGGGGAGCCGUCUCAGUUGCCCGACACGAGUCAAGUCAAGCCUGAGAGCGUUCAGUCCAACGGUCCCUCUCAUCCAGAAGCAGACGCUCCUCCUUCGGUCCCAGACAGCAACUCUAACGGCUGCAGCCAAGUCGGCGCGGCCAACCACGACACAAACGGCUCUCUGGAGCUUCUGCUAGACCACAAAACCACACCAGCAGCAGCAGCAGCAGCAGCAGCGGCACAGGACAGACCAGCCAAAAGGUGCAGGACUGAGGCAGAGCCUUUGGGCCAAAGCGAGGUGGAUCCACCCAGAACACAUGAAGACUAGAGGCUUCCGGUCCGGCGUUGUUGACUAAAACACGCCGUUUUGGGGGCGACGGGGUUCGUUUUUUCCAGUUUCUCCAUAAAUGGCUAGUUUAGAGGAGCAGAGUGUGAGGAAGAUGAAGCUCUGUUGAGCUGUGAGCACAGAACCUCUUAAAAAAGUACUCACUUCAGGAAGUCCAAAGGUCGAUGGAAACCCUCGCCAACCAAAACCACCCGCCCCCCCACGCGACUGCCUGCUCCACAACAAAGAUCAUAUCCUAACAGACCCAUCUGCUCCAUUCCGAUUUUGGAGACUUGUCAAAAUUUUGCCAAGAAUUUUUCUUUUUUUUCUAUUUGUACUUAAAAAAAAAAACAAAUCAUCUGUGAUAUUUUUCUACACAAGAGAUAUUUAUAUUUUCUAACCAAAAAUAAAAAGAUCUAAUGGUCGGCUGUUGCUGUUCAAGCCAUGCGUUUGUUGUUGAUGGAGGGAGGGAGGAGCUGGCGCCGUCUCCGGCUCACUGUAGUUGCACUUUGAUUGUACGUUCCUCCCGGCUGAGGAGUGAAGCCGACAGAACUCUCUGCCACAGCGGCUGGUCUGAGCGCGCUGAAUAAGCCCACGGGUCCGUCCCCCUGCAGGUUUGUUUGUGAAAAGCAGCUGACAUCAGUGAUGUCCCUGUAUUAUCAUGUAGAUCUCUGUAUUUUUGAAUUCUUCAUAGUCGACGCUUUGCCUCAACGCUUUGUUUUCACCCGUCAGAAUGCUUGAGACCCCCCCCUCAUGUAAAGUUUGUAUAGACUUCUUAUUCUGCCAUUUAUUUCCUUUCCUCUCAAGUGGUCACGUUGCUUUUUUGUGUUCUUCCUUGUACGCCGCGCUUAUUUUUCCCCCUGACAAACCUGUUUCCUAAUUAUUUCCUGAUGGACGUAAUAAAAAAAGAAUUAGCCAUUCUUCUUU